CACGACUCAAAACUUAAUUCUCAGUUGAUUCGAGCUCAUCAACUUAACCACCACGAUACACAACUAUUUACCUGUUAUAAACAAGAUUUCCGCUUAUUUGAGAAGGCAAUUCAACUUAAAUAACCCAAGGUGUUUAAGAAUUCACCAAGAAUACGUAUAGCUCACUCCUGGAUCAUAGCUUUAGACUUAUAUGGAUGAAGGGAAAUAAGUAUCCUGGUGGUGCAUUUACAUACUAUUCGACUCUAGCAUACUUUUAAAAAGCUCCUCAACUUAGGGGAGGCAGUGGAGACACAUAGUAGCCAGGGACAUUGAGAUGCGACCACUGCUGCGACAAGUCGCUGCGGCGCCUCUCCGUUCUAAACCAUGUCACGAGCUGUUGAGGACACGGGAACUCGAUGUCCUACUACUACGGUCUAGCAAUACGCUAAUCCCCCAACCCGCAAUGCGGAGAUCGACCCAACUAUCGAGGGGAUGUAAUGCCUGUCGCCAGAUACGACGGUACGGUAGCAACGCCACAACCACCCUUAUACCACCAGAGGACGUGAACCUUGUACCACCAGAGGACGUGAACCUUAUACCACUAGAGGACGUGAAAUGGGGAAAGGCGAAAAAGUCGGACCCCCUACGUAUCCUAUUCUGCGGCUCCGAUGAAUUCAGCUGCGCUUCUCUCGAGGCGCUGCACGAGGAGCAUUUACGCAACCCGGCACUCAUCCAGUCCAUCGACGUCGUGGUCCGGCCGGGUAAGCGCACGGGGAGAGGGAACAAAAUCAUCCAGCAUCCGCCGAUUAGAGAUCUAGCUAAGACGCUAGGCCUUCCGAUACACAAGAGGGAUACUUUUACAGGGUGGAACAUGCCCUCUCACACCAACCUCAUAAUCGCCGUAUCCUUCGGCCUCUUCGUGCCCCCGCGUCUCCUCCACGCAGCUCAAUACGGAGGUCUAAACAUCCACCCGUCUCUCUUACCCGACCUGCGCGGGCCCGCCCCGCUGCAACACGCCCUCCUCGCCGGCCGUGCCUACACCGGUAUCAGCCUGCAGACGCUCGACGACCGAGCCUUCGACCACGGCUUGGUUCUCGCGCGCACGCCGCCCCUGCCGAUCCCGUCUGACACCGACUACGCCGCUUUACUCGCCCUCGUGACUCCCCUAGCCGCGGAGUUGUUGGUGCAGGGGCUAAGGCGCGGGGUACACGUCCCGCCGCUGGAGGAGGCGGGGGAACAUGCCCUUGGGCCGGAAGAGAGCGAGGGUCAGGGCCAAGAGGUGAGGGAGGUGGUGCGUGUGAAGACGGAAAAUCUCCUCCACGCGCCUAAAAUCACAAAACAAGACCGCCAGCUCCGAGCCAGUAAUCUACCACAGUUAUGGCGGCGAUACCGUGCGCUAGGCCCACUGUGGUUUUGGGCGCGCGAUCGGCAGGGUGUGCGGAAGCGCGUUAUUAUCGAGCGAGUUGCCGGCGAAGAUGCCGGUUUGGCAGAUGUAGCGCUUGCUUUUACGCUCGCCGCAGAUAUGAGUUCCAGCUUUGUGUUUAAUUUACACGCGAAGCAAAAGGAGAUUUUGGUCCUCGAUGCGGCUGCGUAUGCUGCUGCAGAUGGAGUCGGGCCUAGCGUACCGCGGCUGGUAGCCUUUGAGCAGGACGAUAAUACCGCUCCUAGUAUUGACGGCAUAGAUAUCAGCGAGACGGCAAACAGUGCCGGGCAAACUCGCCUUGUGCUAUGGUUCCCCGAGGGAGAUAGCGACGUGUGUUAUUUAGGACCCUGCCGUAUCGAGAUGAUAAAGGUUGAAGGUGACAAGGCGAAACCGGCGGCGCGGGCGCUAAAGGAUUUCCUUGUGUCGGUGGAAUUACCUACGAUUGAAUAACAGAAUACAAGGACGGGUUAGUAAGGAAGAGGAGUGGUUGCGAGUAAGAAAAGUGAACCUGUAUAGGGAUCAAGCAAAUCACGUAGCAAAACAAAGACCAAGCACAUAUAUCAGAACAGAGAUUUAUUAGUACAUGACAGAUAGUCUAGCUCCUUGUAGAACUAAUGUCGAC
Messenger RNA from Daldinia vernicosa, 2024 nucleotides. RefSeq names its product Formyltransferase. Gene Ontology annotation, biological process: biosynthetic process; conversion of methionyl-tRNA to N-formyl-methionyl-tRNA. The coding region runs from base 314 to 1852 and encodes 512 amino acids. Lineage: Eukaryota; Fungi; Ascomycota; Sordariomycetes; Xylariales; Hypoxylaceae. The record is from RefSeq and is a predicted model, not a curated record. The transcript is spliced from 4 exons. Gene Ontology annotation, cellular component: mitochondrion. Gene Ontology annotation, molecular function: methionyl-tRNA formyltransferase activity.